Aspergillus thermomutatus is the source of this 1062-nucleotide messenger RNA. RefSeq names its product guanine nucleotide-binding protein subunit alpha gpaA (gene gpaA). The coding region runs from base 1 to 1062 and encodes 353 amino acids. The transcript is spliced from 4 exons. Gene Ontology annotation, molecular function: G-protein beta/gamma-subunit complex binding; G protein-coupled receptor binding; GTPase activity. The record is from RefSeq and is a predicted model, not a curated record. NCBI's taxonomy places the organism in Eukaryota, Fungi, Ascomycota, Eurotiomycetes, Eurotiales, Aspergillaceae. Gene Ontology annotation, biological process: G protein-coupled receptor signaling pathway. Gene Ontology annotation, cellular component: heterotrimeric G-protein complex.
AUGGGUUGUGGAAUGAGUACCGAGGAUAAGGAGGGCAAGGCCCGCAACGAGGAGAUUGAGAACCAGCUCAAAAGGGACAAGAUGAUGCAGCGGAAUGAGAUCAAGAUGCUUUUGCUCGGAGCUGGUGAGUCCGGCAAGUCGACGAUUCUGAAGCAGAUGAAGCUCAUCCAUGAGGGUGGGUACUCGCGCGAUGAGCGGGAAUCCUUCAAGGAAAUCAUCUACAGCAACACUGUCCAGUCGAUGCGCGUCAUUUUGGAGGCCAUGGAGUCGCUGGAACUUCCCCUGGAAGACGCUCGCAACGAGUACCACGUUCAGACCAUCUUCAUGCAACCUGCUCAGAUUGAGGGAGACAGCCUACCCCCAGAGGUCGGAAACGCCAUUGGUGCUCUUUGGCGUGAUACUGGUGUUCAGGAGUGCUUCAAGCGUUCUCGCGAGUACCAAUUGAACGAUUCCGCCAAAUACUACUUCGAUGCGAUCGAUCGUAUCGCUCAGCCCGACUACCUUCCCACCGACCAGGAUGUUCUGCGCUCUCGAGUCAAGACCACUGGUAUCACAGAGACAACCUUCAUCAUCGGUGACUUGACCUACCGAAUGUUCGAUGUCGGUGGUCAGCGUUCGGAACGUAAGAAGUGGAUUCACUGCUUCGAGAACGUGACGACAAUUCUUUUCCUGGUCGCCAUCUCGGAGUACGAUCAGCUGUUGUUCGAAGAUGAGACCGUCAACCGUAUGCAGGAAGCGCUCACCCUGUUCGACUCGAUUUGCAACUCGCGGUGGUUCGUCAAGACCUCUAUCAUUUUGUUCCUGAACAAGAUCGAUCGAUUCAAGGAGAAGCUGCCUGUCAGCCCCAUGAAGAACUACUUCCCCGAUUAUGAGGGCGGUGCCGACUACGCCGCGGCCUGCGAUUAUAUCCUGAACCGCUUCGUAUCACUCAACCAGGCCGAGCAAAAACAGAUCUACACUCACUUCACAUGCGCCACCGAUACUACACAAAUUCGAUUCGUCAUGGCGGCUGUAAACGAUAUCAUCAUCCAAGAGAACCUCAGACUCUGUGGUCUGAUUUAA